CCUUUUUCUCCAUUACUGGACACUACUUUGUCUUUAACCUCGUGCAAGGUAGCAUAGAAAAAGACAAAACAGAGCUGCAGAAGCAGAUUUAUUUACUGUGAUCUCAGUUUCAACUACAUUAGUGGAUCAAUUCCUUCUAGUUUCUCUCAGCUCCCUCUUGUCAUUCUGUCCUUUUCAGGAAACCGGUUAAGUGGUGAAAUUCCUAAGGGAAUUGGUGAGAUUGGUUCACUUGAGGAGCUGGUUUUGGAAGCUAAUCAGCUUGAUGGACAUCUUCCUGAAAACCUAGGAAAUUUAAGCAACUUGAAGAGACUGCCUUAAUAUUGUUUGCAGAACAUUUGUUGAAGAAGUGGUAAAGAGUGGUUUUUGUUCCAAUCCGAUAAAAUGACGGUUGAUAAAUCUUGGAUGCAUCUUCCUACUAGAUCUUGCACUGAGUAUAUUAAUGGAGUUGAAAACUUUCUUGAGUAUGCAUUUAAACAUUCAACAGAUGGAGAUAUGAUAAUCAACUGUCCGUGUAUUGAUUGUAGCAACAGGUAUCGUAAGACUCGGGAUGAGGUCCAAUAUCAUCUUUUAUUUAGGGGUAUAAGGAGAGAUUAUACUACUUGGUACCUUCAUGGGGAAGGUGAUAGUGAAGAGGAAGGUGAUAGUGAAGUGGAAGGUGAUGAUGAUGAUGGUAUGUUAUAUGGUGAUAUGUUUGAUAUGAUCAAGGAUGCUUAUCCACAAGUGGUGCAUGGCAAGGAAUCAAGUGGAAAUGAACCACAAGAGCCAAAUGGAGAUGCAAAGAAAUUUUAUAGAUUGUUGGAAGAGGUUAAACAGCCUUUGUAUCCAGAUUGUGAAAAGUAUUCAAGUUUGUCCUUCAUAGUCAAGUUAUUGCACAUAAAGUGCAUAUCAUCAUGGAGCAACAAGUCCUUUAGUAUGUUAAUGGAGUUGUUAAAGGAUGCAUUUCCUAUGUGUGAGAGACUACCUAGCUCGAACUAUGAGGCAAAAAAGAUUGUCAACGAUCUAGGCCUCCAUUAUGAGAAGAUAGAUGUGUGCAAAGAUGAUUGUGCACUUUAUUAUAAGGAGUAUUCAGAAGCAACUCAAUGUCCAGUUUGUAAACUUUCAAGAUGGCAGCCAAAUAAGGGUGGUAAAGGGAAAAAUAAAAAGGUACCAUGGAAAGUUUUGCGGUAUUUUCCACUUAAAUCAAGGUUACAACGAUUGUUUAUGUCAACAAAGACUGCUGCGGAUAUGAAAUGGCACCAUGAAAAACGUGUUAAUGAUGGAGUGUUACGACAUCCAGCAGAUUGUGAAGCUUGGAAAAAAUUUGACCAAAUUCAUGAGUCAUUCGCAAUGGAUCCCCGUAAUGUUAGGCUUGGACUAGCUACAGAUGGGUUUAACCCAUUUGGAAAUAUGAGUAUUAAAUACAGUGUCUGGCCUAUUAUCUUAUUUCCAUAUAAUCUUCCCCCUUGGAUGUGCAUGAAAGAGCCUUACUCAUUGAUGUCAUUACUUAUACCAGGUCCAAAGGGUCCUGGGAAUGACAUUGAUGUAUUCUUGAGGCCGUUGAUUAAUGAGUUGAAAGAAUUGUGGGAAGAUGGGGUGUGUACAUAUGAUGCUUCAACAAAGGAGAACUUUCAGAUGAGAGCAGCAGUGUUGUGGACUAUCCAUGACUUUCCUGCAUAUGCUGUUAUUUCUGGUUGGAGUACAAAGGGAAAUUUGGCGUGUCCUUGUUGUCAUAAUGAAACUACUCAUUGCAGGUUACGAAAUGGAUAUAAGAUAUGUUAUAUGGGACAUCGUCGUUUUUUGGCCUUAGACCACAAAUGGCGUAAUAAGAAGUCACAAUUUAAUGGUAAAAAAGAAAGGAAGACAGCACCCAAACGGUUAUCUGGUGAUGAUGUGUUAAAACAAAUUCGUCCAUUAAAGCCAAUUAUAUUUGGGAAAGGCCAGAAAAAGCAAUUUCUAGAAGGGCAUGGGCAGUUUCAUAAUUGGAAGAAGCAUAGCAUUUUUUUUGAAUUGCCAUAUUGGAGAACACUUUUGUUACGUCACAAUUUGGAUGUGAUGCAUGUUGAAAAAAAUAUAUUUGACAAUGUGAUUGGGACAAUUAUGAAUAUUAAAGAUAAGACGAAGGAUUCUUUAAGCACUCGUCUUGAUCUAAAAGAAAUGGGUAUACGACAUACGCUCCACCCCAUAGAGGUUAAUGGGAAGAUAGAGCUACCCCCAGCUUGCUAUACACUGUCAAAUGAUGAGAAAAGGGCCAUAUGCUUAUGGCUAAAAAAUCUUAAAUUUCCAGAUGGCUAUUCUGCAAAUUUAUCUCGAUGUGUGAAUAUUGAGGAGAGAAAAAUUUCUGGUAUGAAGACUCAUGAUUGUCAUGUUUUCCUAGAAAGAUUACUCCCACUUGCAGUGCGUGACUUUUUACCUAAAAACGUAUCUGAUGCUUUGACUGAGUUAAGUAACUUUUUCAAAGAAUUGUGUUCUAAAGUGUUACGAGUGGAUGAUUUGGAUCGUCUUGAAACCCAAAUUGCAAUAACCCUCUGCAAAUUAGAACAAAUUUUUCCACCUUCUUUCUUUGAUGUAAUGGUUCACUUGGCCAUUCACCUAUCUUGGGAAGCUAAAGUUGCAGGUCCAGUGCAAUACAGAUGGAUGUAUCCAGUUGAGAGGUAUUUGCGCAAGCUUAAGAAUUAUGUCCGUAAUAAGGCACACGCAGAAGGGUCUAUUGCAGAAAAGUAUUUAGCAGAUGAAUGUCUAACAUUUUGUUCUCGCUAUUUACAUGGAAUAGAAACCAAAUUUAAUCGGGUAGAGCGAAAUUAUGAUGGAGGUACUUCCGCAUGUGCAAAUACUUCUCAAUUGUCCAUAUUCUCAACACCUGGACGACAUUUAGGGAAAGCAAUAAGGUGUGAGUUGAAUGAUGAUCUUCACAAUGCAGCAACAUUUUAUGUUCUUCAAAAUUGUGUCGAAGCUGACCGAUUUGUUGAAGAACAUAAGAACAUCCUUACAAAUGGAGGUGUUCUUGACAUUGACAGGGUGCAUAAACAAGAAUUUAUUGCGUGGUUUGAAAAAAGAAUCACCGACUUAUAUAAUACAAAGCAAGUUGAUGGGCAUAUGCUUUCAUUAGCUCGGGGUCCUGAGAAAAGGGCUGUUUUUUAUCGUGGUUACAAUGUUAACGGGUUUAGAUUUCAUACAAAUCAAUGUGAUGAAAGUAAAAGAACACAAAAUAAUGGAGUUAUGGUGAGAGGGGAGGAUCAAAGUUGCAAUGUGCCUUAUUAUGGACAACUAACAGACAUUGUUGAACUUCAAUAUACUGAAGGGAACAAAGUUGUGUUGUUUAAAUGUGAUUGGUAUGAUGUAUCUCGUGAAGGAAUUGGUUAUAAGAGAGAUCGGCACGGAACCACUAUUGUUAAUACAUCACGAAAGUUGAAAACCGUAGAGCCAUUUGUAUUAGCAAGUCAAGCAACUCAAGUUUACUAUGUUAAUGGAAUAAAAGAUCCCACAUGGAAUGUUGUGAUUGAAACCAAACCACGAAACCUUUAUGAAAUGCCAUCAGAUGAAGAAGAGCCAUACCAAGAAGAAGACAAUUUACAUUGUAAUGCAAAUGUGCUGCAAGAAGAAAAUGAGGAUGAUGAUAUAGAUUGGAGAAGGAGUGGUGUUGAGAAUAUGAUAAUCGAGUGAUUUCAAAGGCUUACAGGCUCAACUCCAUCACCGUAUUUGGCUUCAUCUAGAUUAGUUAUCCAUGUGCAUAAUACUAAGGAUGCUUAUUGAAAUAGAAAUUUAGUCACAGAUAAGGUCAUUUGCUCAGUUAUCCCAUUCAUAUCACUAAAAAAGGAGAGGUUAAAGUGCUACCUGAGACAGAAUUCUCCCCAGACACAAAGGCUAAAGUUCUUGGAUCCAAGUCUAAAUUACUGCCUCCAAUUCUCACCACUUAAUUGCCUUGCAUUGAUUUUAAAACUGAUUUUUUUUUUUUUUUAUUAUUUCCUAGUACUGAGUGAUUGGAAUUCACUAAUUGCUAUGUGUUGUGGAUACGUAAAUUACAUUUUCUCUGUAGUCUAGUUCAUGCAACUUUCCAAAGAAGUGAUCAUGUAGUUCUUGUAGCAGUUAAUUACACAGAUAGAAAAUGAUGGAUAAAUUA
Quercus robur (English oak) is the source of this 4096-nucleotide messenger RNA. RefSeq lists its product as uncharacterized. Bases 382 to 3639 code for a protein of 1085 amino acids. The record is from RefSeq and is a predicted model, not a curated record. Lineage: Eukaryota; Viridiplantae; Streptophyta; Magnoliopsida; Fagales; Fagaceae. The transcript has 10 exons.